GAACGGAAAGCACACGAAAAAAGUGUGAGGUGCUUGCGAGGAACUGUUCCAAAUUCAAAUUGUUUUACCAAAUUGGCCGUGACACAGAAACGUGGGUGAAAAGCGAAAGGCAGACUUACGGCGGGGAUAAUAGUCUACAUCACGAAUCGAAAUCUUUGGAAUACAAGCACACCGUAAGGAGUCCGGAGUCGUAGUGCUUCCCGUACAAUCCCUGGAAGGAACUUCCUCCCAAUAGAAGACCGAGGAGUACGCAAGUCCCCGUGGGAAGGCAAAGAAAAUGGCUUCGCUCGAGCAGAAGCGUGAAGCGUUCCGGAAGUACCUCGAGUCGGCCGGUGCCAUCGAUUGCCUCAGCAAGGCCCUGAUCCGGCUGUACCAAGAGGAGCAAAAACCGGAGAAUGCCUGCAAGUUCCUGCGCCAGUGUCUGUGCGAAGACUGUCCGACGGAUGAGCAGGUGGCGCAGGCUAUGGAGGACCUGGACGAAGCUCGGCGCCGCGUUUGUCAGCUCGAGCGUGAAGUGCGCGAUCUUAAAGCGAACGUGCGACCUUCCGCGAGCGAAUGCAAUCUGGCACUCGACAGUGGCUUCGAGGAGCUGCAGGCGGCCGAUUCGCUGCUCAAGAAGCAUCUCACCCGGGAGCUGUUGGACGAGCUGAAAGGACAGAAGACAACGGUGUACCGUUCGACGCUGCUCGACUGCAUCCAAUCCGGACUGACCGUGCUCGACUCACGCAUCGGUCUGUACGCGGCCGAUCCGGAAGCGUACAAAUUGUUUGCGGGGCUCUUCGACCCAAUCAUCGCCGAACUGCACGGAGAGUUCGGUGCGGACAGUGCACAGCCCGAGCUGAACUGGGGUACAGUGGAGGAGCUCGAGAAUCCCGAUCCCGAGGGCCAGUACGUCCGGUCGACGAGGGUCCGCUGCGCACGUUCCCUCGAGGGUUAUCCCUUCCAUCCGCGCAUGCAGGAAGACCAGUACGAGAAGAUUUGCGAUCGCGUCCGGACCGCACUGGAGCAAGGAUUACCGGAGGAGCUGCGUGGUCAGUUCCAUCCACUGGAGACGCUCGAGGAGAGUCUUCGGGUAGAGCUGCUCAACGAUCACUGUCUGUUCCGCGGUGGCGAUCGGUUCCAGGAGGCAGCCCAAGCAUACCGCUUCUAUCCAACCGGACGUGCGUUGUUCCUCAACGAAGCUCGGACGUUCCACGUCUGGAUCAACGAGGAGGAUCACCUGCGGAUCAUCUCGAUGCAGCAAGGAUCGGACGUGGGUCAGGUGUACCGGCGGUUCAUUGACGGUGUUGAAGCGAUCGCCAAGCAGCUUCCACUGCUGCGUGACGAACGACUCGGUUACGUGUCUUUCUGCCCUAGUAAUCUCGGUACCGGCAUACGGGCCUCGGUACACAUUCGGCUACCGAAGCUGGCUGCUGAUCGGGCUCGCCUGAAUGAGCUUGUGGGUCAGCACGGGUUGGAGGUACGCAGUACCAAUGGAGAAGGAACCUGUGACACAUCGACGAAGGACUGUGAGGAUGGCGUGCUCGAUGUUUCGAACAAACGGCGGCUAGGGUUGACUGAGUUCGAGACGGUUAAGCUGCUGGUAGACGGUGUGAAGGCGUUGAUUGAGGUGGAGAAAGAACUUGCGGCUGCGGAGGACGUUCCAGCGGCGGCGGCGGCGGCCGAAGAAGAGGAACCAGCGGCAGCAGCCGAAGAGGAAACACCACAGGAGGCAACUGAAGCAGCGCCGGAAGAAGUGCCAGCAGAAGCUGCUGCAGCAGCGGAAGAACCGGCCGAAUAAAUCUUGCAACCGUAGGCUCAAUUCCACAAAAAAAAAAACAAUCAUCCAAUCGCUUAUAGGAAAGCGCUUAAAUCUAGAGAUCAAGCAGUAUCAAUCAGUCUGCCGUAGCGCUUCUAAUACUUCUUUAGCACACGUUAAGGCUCGUGUUAUGCACUGGAGACCGAAUAAAAAGUUUGUUCGCUGUU
Molecule: messenger RNA, 1965 nt
Organism: Anopheles aquasalis
Lineage: Eukaryota; Metazoa; Arthropoda; Insecta; Diptera; Culicidae
Product: arginine kinase-like
Biological process (GO): phosphocreatine biosynthetic process
Molecular function (GO): creatine kinase activity
Source: RefSeq, a predicted model, not a curated record